AUGUUUUCCCGCAUAGCACCCCGAGCUCUGCGCCUUGCAGCUCGCCCACCUCAAAUAUCCCCCUCUAUCCCGCUAUCCGGAACUAGAGUUCUCUUCCGCCGUAGUUCCCCAUCGCAUCUUACCUUGGCCCGGUCAUUUACCAUUUCCACCACCAGGCCAAAAGGUCUUCAGCCUGAUACUGAAAACCCUCAACCUCCAAACACGCAAUCACCUGUUGCCGGUGCUGCGGUGCAUGUCAAUGAGCCGUCGCCUUUGACGGCGCAGGAGUAUCUUGACUACUCAGAGCAUUAUUUUAACGUUCUCCUUGCAGAACUGGAGAGCGCUCAAGAGGAGGGCUCUGAUUUGGAGGGGGAGUAUAGCGCCGGCGUCCUCAACAUCUCAGUCCCCGCAAUCGGAACCUACGUUCUAAACAAACAACCCCCCAACAAACAGAUCUGGCUCAGCUCGCCUAUAUCCGGCCCGAAGCGUUACGACUGGAUCAUCGAGGGAGACCGCAUGCACGAAAAGCAGGAGACCCGCGAGUUUGCAAAUGGCCAGUGGAUCUACCUUCGUGAUGGAAGUAACUUGACCGAUCUGUUGAAUAGUGAGUUGGGAUUGAACCUACCUCGGGAUAUUUACUCGGAGGUUGUGGAAUAA
This is a messenger RNA of Penicillium taxi, 636 nucleotides long. Its product is annotated as frataxin family protein. Gene Ontology annotation, cellular component: mitochondrion. The transcript is spliced from 2 exons. Lineage: Eukaryota; Fungi; Ascomycota; Eurotiomycetes; Eurotiales; Aspergillaceae. The record is from RefSeq and is a predicted model, not a curated record. Gene Ontology annotation, biological process: intracellular iron ion homeostasis; iron incorporation into metallo-sulfur cluster. Gene Ontology annotation, molecular function: 2 iron, 2 sulfur cluster binding; ferrous iron binding; ferroxidase activity. Bases 1 to 636 code for a protein of 211 amino acids.